Molecule: messenger RNA, 240 nt
Organism: Prosopis cineraria
Lineage: Eukaryota; Viridiplantae; Streptophyta; Magnoliopsida; Fabales; Fabaceae
Product: fatty acyl-CoA reductase 1-like
Exons: 3
Coding region: 1-240 (79 amino acids)
Source: RefSeq, a predicted model, not a curated record
AUGAAUUUGAUGAAGCAGUGGAAACCUAGCUCUGACCUGAAAAUUGAAUUUGACAUCGCCAUGAAUGUGAACGCAAUGGGAGCUUUGAACGUCUUAAACUUCUCAAAGAGGUGUAGAAAGAUGCAACCCUUCAAGAUGGGUCAAACAUUGAAGAGAGGUAGAGAAUUAGACAUUCACCCGGGACUGAGUUUUAUGAAGAAUAGAUUGCAGCAACUCCAAGCGCUGAAUGAUAGUUCAUAG